Messenger RNA from Drosophila persimilis, 2007 nucleotides. Its product is annotated as segmentation polarity homeobox protein engrailed. NCBI's taxonomy places the organism in Eukaryota, Metazoa, Arthropoda, Insecta, Diptera, Drosophilidae. Gene Ontology annotation, biological process: multicellular organism development; neuron differentiation; regulation of transcription by RNA polymerase II. The record is from RefSeq and is a predicted model, not a curated record. Bases 199 to 1929 code for a protein of 576 amino acids. Gene Ontology annotation, cellular component: nucleus. Gene Ontology annotation, molecular function: RNA polymerase II cis-regulatory region sequence-specific DNA binding; DNA-binding transcription factor activity, RNA polymerase II-specific. The transcript has 3 exons.
CGUUGCGCUCAAACAGAACAGACGUGCGGUGCGCGUAGCAGAGUGUAGAGAGUGUACGAAAACAACAAAGAGUACGAAACGAAAACAGAGCCAAGUGCAUCGCGAAUUGUGACUAAGGCAGUAGACAGUGCGACUAGAGAGACAGUGCAGUGUCCCGUCCAGCGACAGACAAGUGCGUGGCUCCGUGGUUCCCAACAAAUGGCCCUUGAGGAUCGCUGCAGUCCACAAACAGCGCCCAGCCCACCAGGUUGUCACCCGCACUACGCCGUAACCAGCAUCUCCGCCACCGCCCUCGACAUGAGUCUGCAGCACCAUCCCCAGCAGAGCCCGCCACCAGCGCCGGUGGCCGCGCUCUACCAUCAGCAGCAGCAACAGCUGCAGCACCUGCACCAGCUGCAGCAGCUCCAGCAGCUCCACCAGCAGCAGCUUGCUGCCAGCGCCGGGGUCUUCCCCCAUCCGGCAGUGGCCUUCGAGGCAGCGGCAGCCGCCGCCCACGCCGUUGCACUGCAGCAGCGCCUGAGCGCCAGCGGAUCGCCUGCUUCCUGCUCGACCCCCGCCUCGUCCACGCCGCUGACCAUCAAGGAGGAGGAGGGCGACUCCAUCAUGGGCGACGGUAGCUUCCACAACCAGACCCACACCACCAACGGCACGGCCACCGAGGACGAGGAGGACGACGACAUCGAUGUGGAUGUGGACGAUACUGCCGCAGGACGCCUGCCUCCGCCGGCCCACCAGCAGUCCACGGCCAAGCCCUCGCUGGCCUUCUCCAUCUCGAACAUCCUCAGCGACCGCUUCGGAGACGCAGCACCCAAGCAGCAGACACUAAAGAAGCCAGGAUCCCCAAACGCCUCGCUGGAGUCCCAGGCCAGCAUUUUCCGCCCCUUCGAGGCCAGCCGAGCAGCCGCUGCCACGCCCUCCGCCUUCACGCGGGUGGAUCUUCUGGAGUUCAGUAGGCAGCAGCAGGCGGCGGCUGCCGCAGCCACCGCCGCCAUGAUGAUCGAGCGGGCUAACUUCCUCAAUUGCUUCAACCCGGCCGCCUACCCGCGCAUCCACGAGGAGAUUGUCCAGAGCCGUCUGCGCCGGAGCGCCGCCAACACGGUGAUCCCUCCGGCCUCCAAGAUGAGCGAGUCCUGCGCUGAAAAGUCCGCCCUGGGCUCGCUCUGCAAGACCGUCUCCCAAAUCGGCCAGCCCACAACGACCACGACCUUGCCCCCGCAGCUGAGCAGCUCCAGCAGCCUGGCCAACAACCUGGCCAGUCCACCGCCCGCCUCGAAUGCCUCCACUAUCAGCUCCACCUCGACGGCCACCAGCUCCUCAUCCUCCAGCUCCUCGGGCUGCUCCUCGGCCCCCAGCUCGCUGAACUCCUCGCCCAGCAGUCGCCUGGGAGGCAGUGCAGCGGCCAACGCCAGCAGUCCCCAGCCCCAGCCGAUUCCACCACCCUCUGCCGUGAGCCGCGACUCUGGCAUGGAGUCCUCGGACGACACCCGCUCCGAGACGGGCUCCACGACCACCGAAGGCGGCAAGAACGAGAUGUGGCCCGCCUGGGUCUACUGCACCCGCUACAGCGAUCGUCCCAGCUCAGGACCCCGCUACCGCCGCCCCAAACAGCCAAAGGACAAGACCAAUGACGAGAAGCGGCCUCGCACGGCCUUCUCCAGCGAGCAAUUGGCCCGCCUCAAGCGGGAGUUCAACGAGAAUCGCUAUCUGACCGAACGGCGACGCCAGCAGCUGAGCGGAGAGCUGGGCCUGAACGAGGCCCAGAUCAAGAUCUGGUUCCAGAACAAGCGGGCCAAGAUCAAGAAGUCCAACGGCUCCAAGAACCCCCUGGCCCUCCAGCUGAUGGCCCAGGGACUGUACAACCACACGACGGUGCCACUGACCAAAGAGGAGGAGGAGCUCGAGAUGCGCAUGAACGGCCAGAUCCCCUAAAAAGGGGCUGCAAUCGGUCGGCCGGCGAACAGAGCGGGGGUGUGUGCAAUACAAACGGCAGGGGGGGCGGAGGAGGGU